GCAACCAAUCAAUCGCCGACGAAGGUUAUUACGAUGAUCGCUCGCAGCCUACUUGGACUUGCCCUGCUGGUGGUUUGCAAUUCGGCAGUUGACGACCACGAGGUUGCCACUCGAAUAGCCAGCGCUAAAUGUCAGGAAUACGUGGAUAUGGUUUCAACGCCACAUGACGUCAUGACACUGGCGCUGGAUUCACCCGUUCGACACGUGUACAGCCUGGAGUGUCCACUGCAGAACCCUUACGUGCUCGGUGGCAAACGGGUUACCAAACAUGAAUUCCCCCACAUGGUAGCGUUGGGUUACCGAAGGUUUCCGGGAAGCACCGAUUCUUCCAAUCGGUACGAGUUUCUUUGCGGUGGGACACUCAUCAGCGAGCAGUUCGUUUUGACUGCCGCCCAUUGCAUUAACGACAAACUUGAUGUUGUUCGAGUCGGAGUUGUGGAUCUGAACGACCCAGACGCUGAGGAUUAUCGCAUCGGCGAACAGUUCAUUCAUGAGGACUAUUCACCGGUGACGAAAUACGAUGACAUAACUCUGCUACGGUUGCAUCGCAACGUGAGCAUCACACUUCACAUUCGACCGGCUUGUCUAGGAACGGACCGUACCGAACGAAUACGACGUGCCACGGUUACCGGCUGGGGUAAAACAGAUCUUGAUUCGGGCCCUUCCAACGAACUGAACAAGGUUUCGCUAGACGUACCAACGGAUCGUCGGAAAUGCUCCAAAAUGUACAACCGUCCCGGGUACAGCCGGCUGAUGGAUCGACAGAUUUGUGCCGGAUCGUUGGAGGGCAGUCAGGACGCUUGCCAGGGAGAUUCCGGGGGUCCGUUGCAGGUGUUCGAGGAAGGCAAAUGCCGCUACCACGUGAUCGGAGUGGUCUCGUUCGGUAAAAUCUGCGGUUCGGCCGAGUACGGAAUCUACACCCGGGUUUCGCGUUACCUUGCCUGGAUCGUCGCAAAAGUUUGGCCCGAUCAGUGGCAGCACCGGGACGAAUGGGAAUACUAAUCA
Messenger RNA from Malaya genurostris, 1005 nucleotides. Its product is annotated as venom protease-like. Gene Ontology annotation, molecular function: serine-type endopeptidase activity. Gene Ontology annotation, biological process: proteolysis. The record is from RefSeq and is a predicted model, not a curated record. The transcript has 3 exons. NCBI's taxonomy places the organism in Eukaryota, Metazoa, Arthropoda, Insecta, Diptera, Culicidae. The coding region runs from base 34 to 1002 and encodes 322 amino acids.